CUUCCUUCUCUUCCCGGCGAAGUUUUGACCCAAGACCGGAGCUCUGCUCGUCUCUCCUGAGGUUUUAUUACCGCAAAGAAGGCGAAUAAUUCACUCAGAGGGGAGAAUGCCACAGCACAGAGGCGACGGGGACAGGUCGUCCGACGAGGACCUGGACGGGGACUCUGGGGACGUGGACCUGCCGGCGAACAGAGACGACUUCAGGGUGUCGUGUGCCAAGGAGAUGGCUCUGCUGGCUCUGAUGGAGAAGACAGGAUACAACAUGGUGCAGGAGAACGGCCAGAGGAAGUACGGCGGCCCGCCGCCAGGUUGGGAGGGCCCGGCGCCGCCGCGGGGCUGCGAGGUCUUCGUGGGGAAGAUCCCCAGAGACAUGUUCGAGGACGAGCUGGUGCCGCUGUUCGAGAAGGCCGGCAAGAUCUACGAGUUCCGCCUCAUGAUGGAGUUCAGCGGAGAGAACCGCGGCUACGCCUUCGUCAUGUACACCAACAGAGAAGCAGCUCAGCGGGCCAUCCAGAUGCUGGACAACUGCGAGGUCCGACCCGGGAAGUUCAUCGGCGUCUGCGUGAGUCUGGACAACUGCCGCCUCUUCAUCGGCUCCAUCCCCAAAGACAAGAAGAAGGAGGAGAUCAUGGAGGAGAUGAAGAAGGUGACGGACGGCGUGGUGGACGUCAUCGUUUACCCCAGCUCCAUGGAUAAGAGCCGCAACCGAGGCUUCGCCUUCGUGGAGUACGAGUCCCACAAAGCAGCCGCCAUGGCCCGCAGGACGCUCAUACCCGGAACCUUCCAGCUGUGGGGUCACUCCAUCCAGGUGGACUGGGCGGAGCCGGAGAAGGAUGUGGAUGAGGAGGUGAUGCAGCGCGUUCGGGUCCUCUACGUGCGUAACCUGAUGAUGGACACGACGGAGGAAACGCUCCACCGGGAGUUCUCCAGCUUCAAACCCGGCUCCGUGGAGCGCGUCAAGAAGCUCACCGACUACGCCUUCAUCCACUACCGCAGCCGCAGCGACGCCAUCGCCGCCCUCACCCUGAUGAACGGCGCCCAGAUCGACGGCGCCACCGUGGAGGUCACCCUGGCCAAACCGGCCGGGAUCAAGGACGGGAGCGCCGCCGGGCGGAGGUACAACACCAGGGGUUACCUAGGAAACACGGCCACAGGGGGCGUCGGCGACGGCCGCUGCUCACUCAGAGCCACGCCCCUGCAGACUCGCCUGGGAAACCCCUAUUACAACGGAGGAGAGGACCCGGAGCGCUUCAUGUUCCCCCUGCUGCCCUGCACCCCCCUGACGCCCAUCAGUCUGCUCGCCCUGAAGCAGAGCCAGAUCGGCUCGGCCGUCAGCCUGCUGGAGUACCACUGCCACAAGAACUGCUGGUCUCCACCCGAGUACCACCUGUACUCCACCCCGGGACAGGACGGGAAGCUGCUGCUCAUCUACAAGGUGGUCCUGCCGUCCACGCGAGCCACCUACAUCCCUGAUAAGCUGUGUGUGCUGCUGGACGACGCCAAGGAGCUGGCUGCCCAGACCACACUGUGGAACCUGGAUUCGUCCAUCCUGACUGGACCUUCCUUUGAUUCUCCCAGCAGCCUCUCUCCUCCGCUCGCCAUGUCGCCGUCCGACUGCAGCCCCAGCCUCCUGAGCUGCGGCGGCCGCACCUUCACGCCCUGCCUGCCCGCUCCUCCUCCUCCGCCGCCGUCGCCCUUCCCCAUCUCCCCCCUGCCCUCUCUCUCCGCCUUCUCCCCCGCUGCGUCCCAAGCCCAGCGGCUCUACUUCAACUCCCAGUCUCCGUUCUACUGACGGGAAUCGUUUGUCGCCCAGGGAGCGAGCUGCGUCGCCAGAGGAAGAGGAGGGUGAGGAAGAGGAGGGUGUCCAUGCAGGUUCCCAGCCGCUCACUCUCUUCUCUCCGUCUGAUAAUGAGUUAACGCAGCGGUUCUCUGGUUUUCCUGACGUUUGUCAGAUUUCAGAACGUCCUCUCAUCUUCCCGUCUCUCCGUCCUCGUCUCCUCAUCAUGUCCCACCGAGUCCAGAACCGGCCCGGUCUGACCUCCUGCCCUCAGAUCCGGUUGCAUAAACAGCAGCAGAGCUCGUCUUUCUCCACAGAUUCAACUUCUGAAGCCUUUCAGGAAACGUUGGCGCUCAGGACUGAGACGGAGCGGGGAUAACAUGGCCGCCUCCUCUCGUCCUCCAGAGUCGCUCUCAGCUGCAGAAAACAGAUUCAUCUCCCUGAUUGUAGCUGCUGACUCCUGUCAUGUAACCCAGGAGCUUCUCCAAGCAAAACAAAACUCAUUUUAUGAUUUUUAAGGCUUCAACUGCUUAGAAAAAAAGGUGUAAAAAAGCAGAUUUAAUAAUUAUAAAUAGACUGUAGUGUUUAAAUGUCAAGCAGGAAUAAAACUGUUUAGUUUUAAGCCAUAGAAACUAA
Gambusia affinis (western mosquitofish) is the source of this 2413-nucleotide messenger RNA. RefSeq names its product RNA binding motif protein 46 (gene rbm46). Gene Ontology annotation, molecular function: mRNA binding. NCBI's taxonomy places the organism in Eukaryota, Metazoa, Chordata, Actinopteri, Cyprinodontiformes, Poeciliidae. The transcript is spliced from 11 exons. Gene Ontology annotation, cellular component: nucleus. The record is from RefSeq and is a predicted model, not a curated record. The coding region runs from base 107 to 1792 and encodes 561 amino acids.